Molecule: messenger RNA, 1074 nt
Organism: Cotesia congregata
Lineage: Eukaryota; Metazoa; Arthropoda; Insecta; Hymenoptera; Braconidae
Source: the annotation of a GenBank genome assembly
AAGCACUCUUCUCUGAUGCUUCGCAUCAUGAGUCGUGCAAUUAUAAGAAACAAUUUUGGUAUGUACUUGUCAUUACCGAAAAAAAAAUCGUAUUGGGAUACUUACAAGCAAUGGAUAUCAUCAAAUCCGCAUUCAAUUGCUGAUAUUGAAAAGACCAUACAGUUUUUAUCAUAUUUUACUGCAGGUCGCUUUUCAGAAUCGUCGAUGGCUAGCGAAUUUAUCUACUCGUUGCCCAAUUUAUUGAUACUGCUAAAUGAUCGGCUAAUUUAUAGUAUAAAGUACAGAAAUUUGCAACUACCACAAUUCAAGUCGCAAAUAAAAAUAUGGUUAUCUACUCUAGAGUAUACUGAAGCGUUAUUUGAAGUAACUGCUAAAAAAUUGUGGGGAGAUUAUGGAAAAUGGAUUAUUAUAUUUGUUAUACAAUCUGUUAAAGCACUACUUAGGCUUUUUUUGGUCCAUCGAAAUAAAGAGCGGAUCAUCCAAGUGCCAGCAAUCUCUCCUUUGAACCAUGACAUGCUCAACAAAGUCCUCCGCAACGAGCAUAUCCCCAAAGAAGGCUACCAGUUGCGCCGUACAGGCCUUGUUGUAAGGAGCGUGCACUAUUCAGGUCCUCUAGAAACCGGCCAGUGGUCAAAGCUCACUCCGUUGUACGGUGAAGAGAAUCGGAUUCAGUCUCCAAAUUCAGAAUCGCUCAAAAAUUUAUCACUUUCUGAAACACUGUACAUACUGAAGCCAUUGAUCCACCUGACAAGCUUGAUGCUAAAAGAGAACAAAAGUUGGCUACCUUGGGCCACUGCGCUCACUCUAGAUGCUUUUAGUCUCUUCACCAUCUCCAAGGAGUCGGCUAACCUGCGAUAUACUAAAGAAGAAAAGCAGGAAAUUAUCAGACGGAAAAUGAAUGUCGUGCUGUACUUGUUGCGCUCGCCGUUCUUUGAAAAGUGUAGCAAGGAUAAAAUUAACUCUUUGUUGAAUAAAAUGAGCAAAAACAUACCCCUUGCCAGAUUCAUCGCCGAUCCAGUUGCCAAAUUUUAUUUCUUCACUGAAGAAUUUUUUAUUUCUUCAGCUAAUAAAUAA